Molecule: messenger RNA, 7547 nt
Organism: Acipenser ruthenus (sterlet)
Lineage: Eukaryota; Metazoa; Chordata; Actinopteri; Acipenseriformes; Acipenseridae
Product: unconventional myosin-Ib-like
Exons: 32
Coding region: 312-3818 (1168 amino acids)
Biological process (GO): actin filament organization; vesicle transport along actin filament
Cellular component (GO): brush border; microvillus; plasma membrane
Molecular function (GO): actin filament binding; microfilament motor activity; ATP binding
Source: RefSeq, a predicted model, not a curated record
GCAGAAUAGCAAACAGGGCGUGGUUUCUCUGAAGGUGAUGAGCACUGAGGGGCAGUCUGGUACUUUAUCCAACCACUCCGUGCAAGUCCCGUCUCCCUCUCCAAUCCAUCACUUUCGAGUCAUUGUCCGAGACUCAGUCUGGAUGAAAUAAACGCACAACGGCACUAAAUCAACGGGGCUGGAGAUCCAGUCCUCAUAACUCUCUCCCGAGUCCAGUGUUUUUAACUCAGACAUCCUCACCGGGAAAUUACACGUUUUGUUAGCAGGAGGAAACCAAAAACUGAAACCCAGCAGCAAGGCUGAAAGGAGAUAUGUCCAAGAUGGAGGUGAAAACGUCACUUCUCGACAAUAUGAUUGGGCUGGGGGACAUGGUGUUACUGGAGCCCCUCACUGAAGAAUCUUUCAUAGAGAACCUGAGGAAACGAUUCGACCACAACGAGAUAUAUACCUACAUUGGCAGUGUGGUGAUAUCCAUCAACCCCUAUAGAUCUCUGCCCAUCUACACUCCCGAUAAGGUGGAGGAGUACCGCAACAGGAACUUCUAUGAGCUCAGCCCUCACAUUUACGCCUUGGCAGAUGAAGCCUACCGAUCUUUACGGGACCAGGACAAGGACCAGUGUAUCCUCAUCACAGGAGAGAGCGGCGCCGGGAAGACAGAGGCGAGUAAGCUGGUCAUGUCCUACGUUGCCGCAGUGUGUGGGAAGGGAGCAGAGGUGAACCAAGUCAAGGAGCAGCUCCUCCAGUCAAACCCGGUGCUUGAGGCUUUUGGAAAUGCCAAGACCGUGAGGAACGACAACUCGUCUCGGUUUGGAAAAUACAUGGAUGUUGAAUUUGAUUUCAAAGGAGACCCGCUGGGCGGAGUUAUCAGCAACUAUCUUCUAGAGAAGUCCCGCGUCGUCAAACAGCCGAGAGGGGAGAGAAACUUCCACAUCUUCUAUCAGCUUCUGUCUGGGGCAUCGGAGGACAUGCUGAAGAAACUGAAGCUGGAGCGGGACUUCAGCAAGUACAACUACCUGAGCCUGGACUCUGCAACAGUGACCGGGGUGGACGACGCCGCAUCCUUCCGAACCGUGAGGAACGCCAUGCAAAUCGUGGGCUUCAUGGAUGACGAGACGCAGUCUGUGCUGGAGCUGGUGGGAGCUGUGCUCAAACUGGGGAACAUCGAGUUCAAACCGGAGUCGCGAGUCAACGACAUGGAUGAGAGCCGCGUCAAGGAUAAAAACGAGCUGAAGGAGAUCUGUGAGCUGCUGGGGAUUGAGCAGUCUGUCCUGGAGAGAGCUUUCAGUUUCCGCACUGUGGAGGCCAAGCAGGAGAAGGUGUCCACUACUCUCAAUGUGGCUCAGGCAUAUUAUGCCCGAGAUGCCUUGGCUAAGAACCUGUACAGCCGUCUCUUCACCUGGCUGGUAAACCGAAUCAACGAAAGCAUUAAGGCACAGACAAAAAAGAGAAAGAAGGUCAUGGGGGUUCUGGACAUUUAUGGAUUUGAAAUUUUUGAGGAAAACAGUUUCGAGCAGUUCAUCAUUAACUACUGCAACGAGAAACUCCAGCAGAUCUUCAUAGAGCUUACGCUGAGGGAGGAACAGGAGGAAUACAUCCGAGAGGGUAUUGAAUGGACGCACAUUGAGUAUUUCAACAAUUCUGUCAUCUGUGACCUGAUUGAAAAUAACACCAAUGGGAUCAUGGCCAUGCUGGACGAGGAGUGUCUGCGCCCCGGGACGGUCACGGAUUCCACCUUCCUGGAGAAGCUCAAUCAGAUCUGCGCUGACCACCAGCACUUCGAGAGCCGCAUGAGCAAGAGCUCCAAGUUCCUCAACGACCACAGCCUGCCCCACAACUGCUUCCGCAUCCAGCACUACGCUGGCAAGGUGCUGUACCACGUGGAGGGCUUCAUGGAUAAGAAUAAUGACCUCCUGUACCGGGACCUCUCCCAGGCCAUGUGGAAAGCCAAUCACAGCCUCAUUAAGAGCCUCUUCCCCGACGGAAACCCCGCCAAGAUCAACCUCAAGAGGCCCCCCACUGCCGGCUCCCAGUUCAAGACCUCGGUGGCAACGCUCAUGAAGAACCUGCAGACCAAAAACCCCAACUACAUCAGGUGCAUCAAGCCCAACGACCAGAAGGCGUCCCACAUCUUCACAGAUUCGCUGGUGUGCCACCAGGUGCGUUACCUGGGCCUGAUGGAGAACGUGAGGGUGAGGAGGGCGGGCUAUGCUUUCCGCCAGCCCUAUGAGGCCUGCCUGGAGCGCUACAAGAUGCUGUGCAAACAGACCUGGCCACACUGGAGGGGGCAAGCCAGGGAUGGUGUGGAGGUGCUCCUCAAAGACCUUCAGAUCCCAGCAGAGGAGUACUCCUACGGCAGGUCAAAGAUCUUCAUAAGAAAUCCAAGAACGCUCUUUUCCCUGGAGGAGCAGAGGAAGCGGCGCCUGCACGGGCUCGCCACACUCAUCCAGAAGAUCUUCCGCGGCUGGAAGACCCGCACCCGCUUCCUGCUGAUGAAGAGCAGCCAGGUCACUGUCGCUGCCUGGUACCGCAGAUACGCGCAACAAAAGAAGUACAAGAAAACCAAGAGCUCUGCAGUGAUCGUCCAGUCUUUCAUUCGAGGCUGGAAGGCUCGCAAGAUCCUGCGGGAACUGAAGUACCAGAAGCGGUGUGAGGAGGCUGUGACGACUAUCGGAGCGUACUGGCACGGAACUCAGGCACGGAGGGAACUGAGACGUCUGAAGGAGGAAGCCAGGAAUAAACGCGCUGUCACUGUUAUUUGGGCUUCCUGGCAGGGAACGAAGGCACGGAGGGAACUGAGGCGUCUGAAGGAGGAAGCCAGGAAUAAACGCGCUGUCACUGUUAUUUGGGCUUCCUGGCAGGGAACGAAGGCCCGCAGGGAGCUGAAACGUCUAAAGGAAGAAGCCAGGUGUAAACACGCAGUCGAUGUCAUUUGGGCUUAUUGGCUUGGACUGAAGGUGCGGCGGGAGUACAGGAAGUUCUUUCGGGCCCAUGCUGGCAAGAGGAUCUACGAGUUUACUAUCCAGAGAAUCAUGCAGAAGUACUUCCUGGAGCUAAAGAAUAAGACACCCUCUAUGUCCCCCAGCGACAAGACCUGGCCAGCUAGACCCUACCUCUUCCUGGACUCCACCCAUAAGGAGCUGAGGAGAAUCUUCCACCUCUGGACGUGCAAGAAAUACAGGGGCCAGUUCACAGACCAGAAGAAGGCAAUUUACGAGGAGAAGCUGGAGGCUAGCGAGCUCUUUAAGGAAAAGAAGGCCUUGUACCCCAGCAGCGUCGCUCAGCCAUUCCAAGGGGACUACCUGGAAAUCAACAAGAACCCCAGAUACCAGAAACUCAACAGCCUGGUGGAGGAGAAGAUCAUCUUCGCAGACGUAGUGAACAAAAUCAACAGGGCCAAUGGCAAGGGAACUCAGCGAAUCUUCCUGCUGACCAAGAACAAAUUCAUGCUGGUUGACCAGAAGUCGGGUCAUCAGAUCAAGUCCACUGUACCCCUGGCUGAGCUCACCAGUGUCUCCAUGAGCGCGCAGAGUGAUGGGUUCUUUGCUCUGCGGGUCAAAGAGGGGACAACAGCAGCUGCCAAGGGGGAUUUCUUACUGAACAGCGAGCGGGUAAUUGAGAUCAUCACCAAACUGUACCGGGCAGGACUCAACCUGACCAAGGAGAAGAUUCAAAUCGAGAUAACGGAUGAGUUCCUGGUCCAGUUCAAGCAGGACAAAGUGUGCGUGAAGUUCAUCCAGACCAGCCCCAAGAACGGCACCACAGCCUCCUGCAAACGGAAAAACAAUCGGCUGCUGGAGGUGACCGUGCCAUCGCCAUAGCCUGCAGGGUGACGCCACUCGGGACUGUGUUUCCUAAUUACUGUGCAAUUUGUUUUUGGUUUUUUAAUUUCUUAUUUUUAUAUGGGCUGACGUUCGAAGAAGAAACACGACUGCACCAAGGCUUGAAGAUGAGGAAUGACCAUUUAACAAAAAAAAAGAAAAGAAAAAAAGUUGGCUGACUGCUGUCCAGUUUCAUUUUCCAGGUGUUUUUGCUCAGUGGAGUGUGGAGGAGGGGUGAAAGGAGGCUGUUUUCUAAACCUUUUACCUCCUGGUACUUUUGAAAGAGACAGGAUAUACACGGAGUUAGGCUUAAAGCUCCUAAUUCAGUAUCCAGUCUACCUCUUCCUGGGGUGGAAAUAAGACUCCCAUUGCAUAACAAUAAUCUAUUCCUGGUUUUACUAUAAGAUUAAUAAGACACACCUAAGUUCGUUAGCUAUAAACUGGCUAAUCAAACUAAAACCUGGAAUGGGUGAAACUCUCGUGCAGUAGGAGUCUUAUUUCCAUCCCUGUCUUCACUGAUCAUGCCCACUAAAACAUUUAGGCUCUGCACAAUCCGUAUUCUUUCAGAAUAAAUCUAAGUCCCAGAAAUGUAAAAAAUGGAAAUAUACAAGGUGUUAAAAAUGACUUUGAAAAUACAUAAGCAGGUUACACAGUGGUUAGGUAAAAUAUUCCCUUGAAUGUCAGGCCUUUGCCUGUUGAGCAGCACUGGGAGAUGCACAGUCACUCUUAUGUGUGUGAGUGUGUGUGUGUGUGUGUGUGUGUGUGUGUAUAUAUAUGAUCUCUCACACACACACACAUACUGCACAAGGCAGCAGAUAAUAAUCUGCCAAACAUCCUGAGACCCAAAGCCUCCUACCAAAUGUCUUAUACUGCAUCUGUAUUGAAAUAAGCAUACGAUACAAUAACUCUCAUUUAAAAUAAUAGUAAUAAUUUUGCAAGAAAGAAAGAAAGAAAGAAAGAAAGAAAGAAAGAAAGAAAAAUAAUUUGUAAUACAAUGUUAAUAUUUUGUGGGUUUUUGAGUGUGUGGUAUAAUUAAGAAUGUUAAGUGUGUAUCUUUAGUUUCUGAAGAUGCAUAGUGAAUAAUAAAAUCUCUGCAGUGCCUGCUCAUGGAGUAAUCGGGGGUCUCAUUGAGUCUUGCCAUGCUUAAUGUCCUGGUGGCUGAGCGUCAUUCUGCUAGCUAUACUGAACCCGUCUCUGCAGUGUGAGUACCAACGCUUAACUGCAAAACCAAAGAACACCCAGAAACACACAGUGGAAUCAAUAUAUGUAAGGGGACCUGAUUUAAGUGUGCUUCUGAAUAGUAAUGCACCGCAUAGUUAAGAUUACUGAAUGCACAGAGGGACUCUGCUCACAGCCGUGCCUGAUUUACAGGGCUUUUUUGCUAUUUAGAAAAAUCGGUGAUUUAAUUGUGUGUUUUUUUUUUUGUUUGUUUUUUUUUAAGAAAUGAAAGAAUGUGGCUAUUCUACUAUCAACCCUUUAGUCUAAUUUAAAGAAUUGUUCUAUUUUCUAUUCCAGUUUAUAUAACACAGACAUGAUAACAGCAUGCACCCUGUACCUUCCAUUAAUAACCCAAUACAGCCGUGCUCAGUCUGCAUUGUCUUUCAAUGAAGAGCCUCUGGGUUCGAACCCUGCUGUUGGGUUGAUUGAGUCUGCUGAAGGGAUUUAUACACGGUCGCAGUCAGUAGGCAUCAGAACGACCUUUGAAAAUGACUUGCAGACAUUCAGAAGCCAUCAAGUACUGACUUCAGGUUGCUGGCUAAACUCACUUCAGAACAUACUGGCUGUACUGUUCACACAUUCAGUAGAGUGAUAUGAACCGCGGGUACAAGCAUGAGGACAGUUCCUUCCACUGAACGCUGGCUUUAAUUGGAGUGGAGAGGACAAAGCAACAGGCAAGCAAGCACGCUAGUGCGGUGUUUCUAGUGGCUAUACCGGCUUGAGAGACUGCAGUGAAAGCACUCGCGUGGAUUUUCUUCAUGUACAUAAAAUAGAUCUUGGCCCCAUAGUAUCUCUCCUGGUCAAGGAAUAGGCAGCAUCCAUCCCAUACCUACACUGUUCUGUUGUCAUGGGAACAGAUUCCGCAGUAAAGCGUGUUUCCCAAGCAACACAUCACACCAGGCGUAGUGUAAGUGCAAACAAGACUAGUAACACGCAAGCCACAAGGGGAAUUUCAUUACGGAGUACGUGCCAAAUAUUAACUAGAACUAGAUUUGGAACAAAUUGAAAAUCUUGAUGAAAGCUGUCCCCAUGUGUCUUGGACAAAGAGUUGAGGAUGGCAUUUCAUAUCUGAUACAGUAGGUGAUUCUUAGGUCAUGGAGAGAUCGUAAAGAUUUGCUUAUUUUACAGAUGGUUCUUAAGUGUUUUUUUUUUUGUUUUUUUUUUGCUUCUCUGCUGGUCUGGGUGAACUCAUGGCAUUGUUGUAACGAUAUUUACAUUACAACAAUCUUCUCAACAGCAUUGUUAUGAGCCUGCCAUUCCAGCACUAUCCAAAGUUAGAUUUGGUUAUUAGAGAUUCAAUUAGCAUUCUUAGUCAGCGCAAAUGUUUUUUUCCCUGAAAUAAAGGCAUUAUCUCUAAAUCUGGAAAUGGUUCUGUUUUGUUUUGUUUCUGAAAAUAGCAGUUAAAGGCUAUGACCAAAGGAAUGUAUUUUCAGUUCAUGCCAUGCCAUUUAUACAACAUGCAAAACUAAAGAAACACCCUAGAAUUACAUUUUAAUUCUGUUGGCCUUAUAGUGGCUUUUAAAAACGACCUACCUUGGGUGACUGUAGGUAUGUAAUGCUUAUGCUGCAUAAAAUGCCAAAAAACAAUCUGCUAUCUUUGUUGCAACUGUUUAAUUAUUAUUUCUUGUUAUUUGGUACUUUUUAAAAGCUGCUGUAAACAUAGCGGUGCCAUAGUUAACAUUGUUUUUUUUCAAACUGGUGUCCAGCUAUAAGAAACUAGCAGAUCAAGAAGACCAGCUCUUUGGCCAAGCUAUUUAUCUACAUGGCUUUCCAGAAAUUAGCGGCCAUAAUAAUAUUAAUGGCAGUGCCAUAGUUUUUAUUUAAUCCACGCACUAAUCACAAGCAUCCACCAUGUUCAAAGAACACCACACCAAAGGUUACAGAUGGCUGAAGUAUUUGACUACUGGAUCAUGCAUUCCCAAACUAUGUUCCCAAAUAAUUUGAUUUAUUUAUACCUUGGAAUAUGUCAAAUGAAAUGUAUACAGAUCUCCCAGUAAAACUCCUUUCUGAGCCGUGUAAUUUCAUCUGAACCCUGUUCUGGGAGUGAGGGUUCUUUUCAGCCUAUAUACUGAUGAUUUAUAAGCGACAUGCAUCUGAAUUAUAAAGGAGAUAUUGCUCAUACAUUAUGCAGCAUAUCAUUUCCAGUCUUGUACAAAGGGACAGUACAACAUAAAACAAGCACGUAUGCCAUUGCCAGCUAUGCUUGUUUUGCGUUUUGAAUAGUGCCGCAUUUGAGACAAGCUACUUUUUCUUUGUUUGAUGUACAGCACAUAGAUAAAGUUCUCUUGAACUGAAGUGUUUUUUGUAUGACGGUUCUGUACGGUUUGAUAUGCUGUAUUAUUAUACCUAGCUCAUUGUGUGUGUGCGCAUGCCCAUUUAAAAAUCGCAGUUUUGCAUUCCUGUUUUGUGCCUGUGCUGUGCUGCAAAACAGACAACAAAAAAGUGCUUUGAUAGAAUUCAUUGUAUAAUUGCACUUGAUCUUCUUUACAAAUUAAAAAAAAAAAGUUUUGA